AUGCCUACAUUAAAUCAAUUGAUUCGUCAUGGUAGAGAAGAAAAACGGCGCACGGACCGUACUCGAGCUUUGGAUCAAUGUCCCUAGAAGUAAGGAGUAUGCCUGCGUGUUUUAAUGAGAACACCGAAAAAACCUAAUUCAGCUCCAUGUAAGAUAGCUAAAGUACGGUUGAGCAAUCGACAUGAUAUAUUUGCUCACAUUCCAGGCGAAGGUCAUAGUUUGCAGGAGGAACAUUCUAUGGUCUUAAUAAGAGGAGGUAGAGUGAAAGAUUCGCCAGGUGUGAAAUUCCAUUGUAUUCGAGGAGUUAAGGAUUUGCUGGGAAUUUCGGAUCGAAGAAGAGGCAGAUCAAAAUAUGGUGUGGAAAAACCAAAAUCAAUAUGAAUGGAAGAUGCCUCUGGAACUCCUUUUUCUCGGUAAGGAUAGGUACGAAGUCCCUCGACUGAAAGGAGAGGGAACAACCACAACGUUACACCCCAAAACUAUACGGAGCCCUUCCGAAUGACCUAGAAUAUAGUCUACUAGACUAGCCAAAAAAGAGUGAUGUAGACUAUAUUCGCCCGUGGAGGUGAGUGGAGGAAGCUGUGAAGCUUCUAACUCUAAUUACCAACUCGGGACUAUAUUAGUAUAAAGCGGCAUUAUCCCUUUACUAAAUCCUCCCUCGCUUACCACCAUGAACAAGACCUUUCCCGAUCAAUUGGUUUUUCAUUAUUGUUUAAGAAAGAUGGCAAAUCCUACCAUUGUAUUUCCUUUUUCACUUGGAUCCUAUCAAUUUAGAGAGUGUCUAGAUUAAGACACUUCUCGUAUUUGGACUAUCAAGAUCGACUAAAUGAGAGUGUGGCUGACAUGGUAAAAGAACAAAUCAGCCACACUUGUCUGGACCCCUUUUUUUACAAGCUUGAAUUCUACUCCCAGCAGGACAAACUACACAACAUGUAAUAAAAAAUUUUAUAGGAGAAGAAAAUGAAGCUAAUUUAUAGCUCUUGUCAUAUAUCUAUAAUAGCUUCCAAUAAUGUUGAAUAUAUAGUGAAUUUUUUGCGCAAGCCGUACAUAUUGCGUUAACAAUAAUGGGGGGAGGUGGUUUUGGUUAGUUAAAUAGUUGUUGUAGUUUGAGUCCUCUCGAGGACGGGCGGGCCCUUUUUUUUGGGGAAAGGAUAGUGGGUAGGGCUUAUCUUUCUCCCAGACUACUUUACUCACUGGAAAUCAUUCCACGUACAGGAUCUGGGAAAAAAAAGGCUCGAACUAUAGGGAUCUGAUACCUGGCUUUCUUGGUAUGAGAAGUUGGUUAUGAAGGCUGACAACCUUUCCUAGGUUGUUUCAAUCAAGCCAAAUAAUCGAUUUGGAGUAUGCCUGAGAUUGUCAGAAGAACUUCCCCCUCUUGAAAACUGACUAAUCAAACAAAGGGGGUCCCUUUUUUUUAUGAGGGUAGGGAGUUUGGGUUGGUGUGAAGUGUACCGCACUUUCGGUACAAGAUCGCAAAUUCCAUUCUCUUUUUUACCAUCUAAAAUCGAAGAAAAGAAAGAUGGGUGAGAUAAACAAAUAAAGAGUUAACUUUCUUUAAACUUUCUUUAUUAUUAUGUAAGAUUAGAAGGUGCAAAAUGAAUCGGCGCAGGAGCUGCUACAAUUGCUUCAGCGAAAGCUGCUGUCGGUAUUGGAAAUGUUUUCAGUUUCAACAUUCUGUUGCGAGAAAUCAUUCAUUGGCAAAAGAUUUUUUGGUUAUGCUAUUUUGGGACUUGCUUUAAUCGAAGCUAUUGCCUUGUUUUCCUUAAUGAUGGCCUUCUUAAUCCUCCUUGUCUUUUAGAAAAAAAAAGAAAAGAGUGGAAGCGGGCUAGUCCCCGAA
Lycium barbarum (goji berry) is the source of this 1837-nucleotide messenger RNA. RefSeq names its product small ribosomal subunit protein uS12m. Gene Ontology annotation, cellular component: small ribosomal subunit; ribosome. The transcript has a single exon. The record is from RefSeq and is a predicted model, not a curated record. Gene Ontology annotation, molecular function: structural constituent of ribosome. Gene Ontology annotation, biological process: translation. NCBI's taxonomy places the organism in Eukaryota, Viridiplantae, Streptophyta, Magnoliopsida, Solanales, Solanaceae.